Molecule: messenger RNA, 1694 nt
Organism: Folsomia candida
Lineage: Eukaryota; Metazoa; Arthropoda; Collembola; Entomobryomorpha; Isotomidae
Product: leucine-rich repeat neuronal protein 1-like
Exons: 2
Coding region: 27-1403 (458 amino acids)
Molecular function (GO): protein binding
Source: RefSeq, a predicted model, not a curated record
UUCAAGAAGGACACAAUUCACUAAAUAUGGUUAAUAACAUGUUGGCAAUUUUACCCCUCUACAUUUUUCUGUUCACAACACCCCCCAACUUUGCGUCAGCCUGCACUUGUUCAUUGUCUCGAGAUGGAUUCACAACCCCCCAUACUCAAUCCAAUGUUAAUUUAUCCUUAAAAUGUAUAAACUGCUCCGAAAUCCCGACCUACCCCAACGCCUCGUCCAUCACUCAGCUCGACCUCGGCGGCAACCCGCUUAUUCACCUUACCCCAAGCACGUUCUCACAGAAAGGCUUCGUCUCCCUCAAGAAGAUCAAUUUGUCCAACUGUAGAAUCAUGGAUAUCGAUCAGGACACCUUUCUCGGCUUACAAAUUAUUUACCACCUCGACCUCAGCUAUAAUUCCUUGUCCUCCAUAAAUUUGAACACUAGCGCCGUGAAGACCUUGAACUUACGGGGGAAUCCGAUAAAAAAUUUGGACUUUAAUAAACACCUCUUGGACGAGAUUGACCUGAGUAAUUGUUCGCUAGAUAGAAUUCCACCAAAUCGCCCAUUCCUAUUCUCGUCUUUAAAAAAGAUAAACCUGGAUUCGAAUAAGUUAACUACGCUGCCCUGGUCAGAGGUGAGGGCGACUGAUUUGCGACAUAUCUCAUUAAAAGAAAAUCCUUGGAGGUGCGAUUGUCACAUGCACUUUUUGGAAGAAGAUCUCCACAACGUGUAUCACAUUAAUACUGAGGACGACGUGGUUUGUGAUUCACCCCCAAAAUUGAGGGGACUCGGGCUGGACUCGAUAACUAGAGAAAUAAUGGAUGAAUUGCCCUGUCCGCUUCAAAUUACGGAAAUGGCAAGAGUUAAGAUCGAGGACAGGAUCACCCUCAAUUGUUGGAUGCGGGGCAGGCCACAACCAUUGGUCCAAUGGCAUCAGGGUACAGUGGACGUGGGGAAUUUACUGCAGAGCCAACCUGCAGAACCAACAUUUUUUAUUGCGGGGGAACGUUACCAAUACAAAUGGAAAAGCACGCUUGAAAUUUUACCAAACAAUUCGGCUUACCAGGGCCCUUGGACUUUUUGGUGUACUGCGCAAAAUCAGUUUGACAUAGCAAGAGCACAAAUUACACUUACUGCACGGUUACAAUUUUAUGUUCACAUUAUGACGCCGGCAGCGGCGAAAAUAGCGAGCGUGGAAACAUUAUCGCCAAAUCAAGUCGUGUCAGCCCCACAAUCAACUCAACGUCCCAGCAUCGUCCCAUUUUUAAAAACGGAGCCCAUUCCGCCGAUCUCGAUUUCAAAUGAUUUUCUGAGCCCCACUACUGCUGACGACCCGUUUAUAAGGCAGAUGUCGAUAGUAAUUUGUACUUUGGUGGUGAUACCCUUGCUCUUCUUGGUCGCAUUGAUCGUCCUGGUGGAUUAGUGUGAAGUUAGCCUAUCCUAGAGGAUAGGAUGGGGCUAGAAAUAGCCAUCCUAGAGCCGAUUCGGCUUAUUCGGCUAUUUUCAUUCAUUUUUGUAAAAAUUCGUUUUAAAGCAUUAGCAUUACUCCGGAAGUAUUCAAAUACAUUAUCCAAUGUUUAAAAUUGAGUUUUACGAUGUUUUCCACUAAAUAUACACACCAAACCAAAAAACUUAUAUAUCUCAUCUUUCUGCUGCUCAUCGCAUAAUUUGACACCUAAGCAUUAUUUCUCGCACCUUUUGGUCCCCCAACCAU